UUUGUACCUCUGUUUCAACACUCGCCACAUUGGAUUGCAGGGUUAGUAAUUAACUCUUAGCAGAGACUUUAUCCUAUUCAGGCACUCGUGAAGUGCACCAAUUCUAGAAGACUUCACACAGCGGCUUAGAAGGUGUCAACAAGCCAGCCAGCCCGGUGGCACGUCGUGAGCGCAAGGGGUCCAAUAGCGGCUGAUCCCCAGGGAGGUGAAGGGACGCCAAGCCCCGCCCUCGACUCCACCGAGCCAGGCCGCCCCUGCUUCUCCAAGACCGAGAUGGCCGCAACCGUGACGCUGGAGCCCGCGGGCCGUAGCUGCUGGGACGAGCCCGUGAGCAUCGUGGUGCGCGGCCUGGCCCCGGAGCAGCGAGUGACGCUGCGCGUGUCCCUGCGCGACGAGAAGGGCGAGCUCUUCCGGGCCCACGCGCGCUACCGCGCCGACGCCGGCGGCGAGCUGGACCUGGCGCGCGCGCCCGCGCUGGGCGGCAGCUUCGCGGGGCUGGAGCCCAUGGGGCUCUUCUGGGCCAUGGAGGCGGAGAAACCUUGGGGUCGGCUGGUGAAGCGGGACGUGAACCAACCUUUCGCCGUGGAGCUGGAGGUGCUCGACGGCCACGAGCCCGAGGGCGGGCGCCUCCUGGGCCGGACGGUCCACAAGCGCGAUUUCCUUGCCCCCGGGGUGCGGAGGGAGCCGGUGCGCGCGGGCCGGGUGCGCGCCACGCUCUUCCUGCCGCCAGGUGCAGGGCCCUUCCCUGGGAUCAUUGAUCUGUUUGGAAGUGGUGGUGGCCUUUGUGAAUACAGGGCCAGCCUCCUGGCCGGACAUGGCUUUGCUGUGCUUGCUCUGGCUUACUUCAGAUUUGAAGAUCUCCCAGAAAGUCUCAAUGAGGUGCACUUGGAGUACUUUGAAGAAGCUGUGGAUUUCAUGCUGCGGCAUCCAAAGGUGAAAGGCCCUAGUGUUGGGCUUCUUGGAUUCUCCAAAGGAGGUGACUUGUGUCUCUCAAUGGCCUCUUUCUUGAAGGGCAUCACAGCCACUGUGGUUAUCAAUUCCUGUGUGGCCAACACAAUAGCUCCUCUGCAUUACAAGGAUAUGAUUAUUCCUGAUCUCGGCAGUGACCUAGGAAAAUAUACAACCACCGAGUCAGGCCUGUUCAAUUUUAUGAACAUUUGGAAUAAUCCACUGGAAAAACCCUACCACCAAAGUCUUAUUCCACUGGAAAAGGCCCAGGGACCCUUCCUGUUUAUUGUUGGCAUGGACGAUUAUAGCUGGAAGAGUGAAUUCUAUGCUUAUAUGGCCUCUGAACGGUUACAAGCCCAUGGGAAAGACAGACCCCAGAUACUCUGCUACCCAGGAACUGGUCACUGUAUCGACCCACCUUAUUUUCCUCCUAGUAGAGCCUCUGUGCAUGCAGUAUUGGGCCUACCAAUAUACUAUGGAGGUGAGUUAAAGGCUCAUUCAAGGGCACAGGUAGAUGCCUGGCAGCAAAUUCAAACUUUCUUCCAUAAACAUCUCAAUGGUAAAAAAUCUGUCAACAGCAAACUGUAACUUUACAAUCAUAGAUGAGAUACUAUUAAUAAAAAUCCUAUCCAUGCGACAUGUAUUGGGUUUUCCAGAGCACCUAGGAAUCUCUUUGUAACAAAGCAACCACCUUGGCUUCCUUGUCAGGUCCUACUGGAUUCUCAACCUUUGCAACCCUAUUUUCUUCGCUGCUGGGUCUGCUCCUUCCUCCCCUGAACUUUAUCCAAUGUAUAGGCUUAACCCUGAUCUUCUUUGUAAGAACAAUCUUAACCUUAAGCAGGAGAAACAUAAGAAGUGCUUGCCCAACUUUCAAUUGCUGGCCUAGAGUUGGCCUUGUGCUCUUGUUCUAUGGACUGAGAUUCCAUAUUGCUAAGAGUCCCAUAUACACCUUGGGCCCUAACUGACCUUAUCUGAGCUUUGGCAACCUGCCCACUCAAGUUCCUUAAGGAAUGGACUCUGCUUAACUCUUACCAGUACACAUUCCUGAAUGUGUGAUUAAGAUGAUUAAGACUUGUUUUGGAAUUCCCAUUGGGACAUCGAUACAGUAGUACCCCCUUAUCUGCAGUUUCAGUUACCUGUGAUCAACAGUGGUCAGAAAAUAUUAAAUGAAAAAUCAUCCCAGAAAUGAACAACUCAUAUGUUUAAAUUGCAUGCUAUUCUGAAUACCUCACUUCAUCUCAUCACACAGACAUUGUGAUCACACAUCUUCACAAGCAGGGCGAGUUCCGUACAAUAAGGUAUUCUGAGAGAGAGAGCAGCACGUUCACAUAACUUUUCUUAUAGUAUAUUGUUAUAAUUGUUCUAUUUCAUUAGUUAUUAUUAAUAUCUUUGCCUAAUUGAUAAAUUUUGUUAUAGGUAUGUAUGUAUGUAUGUGUGUGUGUGUAUGUAUGUGUGUGUGUGUGUAUAUAUAUAUAUAAAAACAGUACUGAAUAUAUAGGGUUUGGUACUAUCCAUGGUUUCAGGCAUCCACUGGGGGGUCUUGGAAUGUAUCCCCAUGGACAAAGGGGGACUACUGUACUAAGCUUUGUUUUUUUU
Molecule: messenger RNA, 2544 nt
Organism: Myotis daubentonii (Daubenton's bat)
Lineage: Eukaryota; Metazoa; Chordata; Mammalia; Chiroptera; Vespertilionidae
Product: acyl-coenzyme A thioesterase 6
Biological process (GO): acyl-CoA metabolic process; fatty acid metabolic process
Molecular function (GO): fatty acyl-CoA hydrolase activity
Source: RefSeq, a predicted model, not a curated record